GUCACCGGUCAGAGCAGAGGAUCCACUCCGGAGGAGGACCAGUCCGAGGCAGAGGCUGAUCCGAAGAUGUGAAGACAAACCCGGCAUUUCCCCAGCAGCUUCUCUCCACUUUCCUCCGGGGGAAAAUCAUUUUUUAUACAUGCAUUUUGCAGCUUUCUCUUUUAUUUUAUUUUUGCAUUUGUGAGCGCUCGCCAUGGCAGUUCAGUUCGCAUCCGGGCCACAAUGCCUUGACUCCAUUAUUGUCUAAAACUGGCUGAGAGGUUGAUAAACCUUGAUAUUAUAAUUUUUAUUUUUUACAGUUAAUUUUUUUUGUAUUACGUGAAGUGAAGGCUGGAACCAAGAGGACAUGUCUAACCAAGGAGUCCGGCGGAAUGGCCCUGUGAAGCUGCGACUAACAGUCCUCUGCGCCAAAAACCUGGUGAAGAAGGACUUCUUCCGCCUCCCUGAUCCCUUUGCUAAGGUCGUUGUGGACGGCUCGGGGCAAUGCCACUCCACGGACACAGUGAGGAACACACUCGACCCCAAGUGGAACCAGCACUACGACCUAUACAUCGGAAAAUCAGAUUCCAUCACCAUCAGCGUGUGGAACCACAAGAAGAUCCACAAGAAGCAAGGAGCCGGGUUCCUGGGCUGCGUCCGCCUGCUUUCCAACGCCAUCAACCGCCUCAAAGACACGGGCUAUCAGAGACUAGAUCUGAACAAGCUGAGUCCCAGCGACAGCGACACGGUCAGAGGGCAGAUAGUGGUCAGCCUGCAGUCCAGGGACCGGAUCAGCUCCGGCGGCCCGCUGGUGGACUGCAGCCAGCUGUUCGACAACGAUCUCCCAGACGGCUGGGAGGAGAGGAGGACGGCGUCAGGGAGGAUCCAGUAUCUGAACCACAUCACACGCACCACGCAGUGGGAGAGGCCCACCAGGCCGGCGUCAGAGUACUCGAGCCCCGGCCGGCCUCUCAGCUGCAUCGUGGAUGAAAACACGCCGGUCACCACCAACGGGGCGACGCCCACCACGAUCCCGCAGCCAAUCAACGGGGAGCAGCGAGCCCAGGAGAGGCGGGUCCGAUCUCAGAGGCACCGCAACUACAUGAGCAGAACCCACCUGCACACCCCCCCCGACCUCCCCGAGGGAUACGAGCAGAGGACCACGCAGCAGGGUCAGGUGUACUUCCUGCACACGCAGACGGGCGUCAGCACGUGGCACGACCCCCGAGUCCCACGAGACCUGAGUAAUGUGAACUGUGAGGAGCUGGGUCCUCUCCCUCCUGGAUGGGAGAUACGAAACACAGCCACCGGGAGGGUCUACUUUGUCGACCACAACAACCGAACCACGCAGUUCACUGACCCGCGCCUCUCCGCCAACCUGCACCUAGUCCUAAAUCCGAGCCCGAGCCCCAACGGUUCUCGAGGGGCCAUCGAGAGUCAGAAUGUCAGUCGUCAGAACCAUCUCAAGGACCAGGUCCAGCAGGUUCCGGUUUCGCCCGCCCAGCUGCCCGAGGAGAACGAGUGCCUCACGGUGCCGAAGUACAAGAGAGACCUGGUCCAGAAGCUGAAGAUCCUGCGGCAGGAGCUGUCCCAGCAGCAGCCGCAGGCCGGACACUGCCGCAUCGAGGUGUCCCGCGAGGAGAUCUUUGAGGAGUCGUAUCGCCAGGUGAUGAAGAUGAGGCCGAAGGACUUGUGGAAAAGGCUAAUGGUGAAGUUCAGAGCAGAGGAGGGGCUGGAUUACGGAGGAGUGGCCAGGGAGUGGCUGUACCUGCUGUCUCAUGAGAUGCUGAACCCGUACUACGGACUCUUCCAGUAUUCACGAGAUGACAUCUACACUCUGCAGAUCAACCCCGACUCCGCCGUCAACCCUGAGCAUCUGUCGUACUUCCACUUCGUGGGGCGGAUCAUGGGCAUGGCGGUGUUUCACGGUCACUACAUCGACGGGGGCUUCACGCUGCCGUUCUACAAACAGCUGCUGGGGAAACCCAUCACUCUGGACGACAUGGAGUCUGUGGACCCCGACCUGCACAACAGCCUGGUGUGGAUCCUGGACAACGACAUCACGGGGGUGCUGGACCACACGUUCUGCGUGGAGCACAAUGCGUACGGAGAGAUGAUCCAGCACGAGCUGAAGCCCAGCGGGAAGAGCCUCCCCGUCACGCAGGACUCCAAGAAGGAGUACGUGAGGCUGUACGUCAGCUGGCGCUUCCUGCGAGGCAUCGAGGCUCAGUUCCUCGCGCUGCAGAAGGGCUUCAACGAGGUCAUCCCCCAACACCUGCUGAAGGCCUUCGACGAGAAGGAGCUCGAGCUGAUAGUUUGCGGUCUGGGUAAGAUCGACAUCGCUGACUGGAGGACCAACACGCGUCUGAAGCACUGCACGCUGGACAGCAACAUCGUGAAGUGGUUCUGGAAAGCCGUGGAGACGUUUGACGAAGAGCGGAGAGCCCGGCUGCUGCAGUUCGUCACGGGGUCCUCCAGAGUCCCCCUGCAGGGGUUCAAGGCCCUGCAAGGUGCUGCCGGGCCGCGGCUCUUCACCAUCCAUCAGAUCGAUGCCAGCCCCAACAACCUGCCCAAAGCCCACACCUGUUUUAACCGGAUUGACAUUCCUCCAUACGAGCUUUACGACAAACUGUACGACAAGCUGCUCACUGCCAUCGAGGAGACGUGUGGCUUCGCUGUGGAGUAACAGAUCCUCUCUGCAGGAGCUCAGAGACGACCGAGGAUCCGCUGCGUCUUCACUAUGUCUUUUUCUAUCAUUGAAAAGAAUCUCUUCAGCUGCUAAUAACUCAAGACUCUUUACUAACUCGUGGAACCUGCAAGAAGCUGCUGGCUCUUCCCUUUUUUAUAUUUUACAAACUGUACUCCAUGUAGCAACGCUCCAUCUUUCCAAGCAGAACACAAAGUCAGUCCUCCUUGAAAUGACAUUAACUACAAAGUGUGUUUGCUAGGGUUAAUACAGAGGUGCAGGGAUGAUGUAUUUCUGUUAAAAGACCCUGAAGGCAGCAUCUCCCUGGUCCAAUGGGUUCUCUCCAUGUGAUUUUGGAUUGUUGCAGGAAAUAAUCUUAGUGUUUAUGAUGCUUACACGUUUAGUUCAGCAGGAUAAUCUCCACAUAUUAACUCCACUUUAUGAUCGCUGAAGUAAAAAGCUAACAUUCGGCUAUAAAGGAACUACAGCACGGUCACAUGACUUCACGUGACCACCGCUAAGCUAAAGGUGGCUAAUGUUGGGCUAUAAAGGAACUACAGCACGGUCACAUGACUUCACGU
Messenger RNA from Gymnodraco acuticeps, 3246 nucleotides. RefSeq names its product E3 ubiquitin-protein ligase SMURF2. The transcript is spliced from 19 exons. Bases 347 to 2665 code for a protein of 772 amino acids. Lineage: Eukaryota; Metazoa; Chordata; Actinopteri; Perciformes; Bathydraconidae. The record is from RefSeq and is a predicted model, not a curated record. Gene Ontology annotation, biological process: negative regulation of BMP signaling pathway; ubiquitin-dependent protein catabolic process. Gene Ontology annotation, molecular function: protein binding; ubiquitin protein ligase activity.